Messenger RNA from Marasmius oreades (fairy-ring Marasmius), 1905 nucleotides. RefSeq lists its product as uncharacterized. Bases 323 to 1738 code for a protein of 471 amino acids. The transcript has 15 exons. Lineage: Eukaryota; Fungi; Basidiomycota; Agaricomycetes; Agaricales; Marasmiaceae. Gene Ontology annotation, molecular function: O-methyltransferase activity. The record is from RefSeq and is a predicted model, not a curated record.
CUCGACCUUCGAUUGCCGUGUGGCGUAUACUCAUUGUUCCCGUUCAAAGUUCAAGAGUGUAGAACACCAAAGGCAAUUUCUAGAUCGCGCGCGACGAGCAACUGCGUUACUGAAUCCCAUCGUCCAACACACUGAGAGUCGAUCUUAAUGGGAAGGAACCGAUAAUUUCUCUAUCUGUCAACAAGGCGCGGUGGCUGGAACAAUCACCUGUCUUUUGGCGAUCCUGAUGGUCUGGCCCAUUCCCAUGAAUUUCAGCUCAAAUGGAGAUUAAGGCUUGUAAUCAGAACUUGAACAACGCUGGUGACGGUAUAUGCAGUGAUUCAUGGUACAAAAGUGCGAGCUAGUGGUGCCUUAUUUGAAGCCCAUGUCUCAACUCUCCAAACUCCUCGCUCUCAUCAACGACGCUACCAAGGUCAUCGAGGCCCGGACUUCAUCUGACCUCUCCCUCGAUAGUACGGCUACUGGCAAGGACGAUGCACUUUCGACACCCGAAGUACGUGAAGCCAUCCGCAUCAUAGAAGGUGCUUGUGCACAGCUAGUCGCAAGUGUCGCUCGUCCAAGCCACACGAUACUUAAUAAAAUCUUCGCUUACUCUGAACCUGCUUGCAUUCGAGCAGUCGUCACGCUCAAAGUUCCUGAUCUACUUCUUGACGAGCCUCAAGGCCUUCAUGUCUCCGAGAUAGCGCGGCGAGCGAACGUAGAUCAGGGAAAGCUUGCACGGAUCAUGCGCCUCCUUGCAACGAAACACUGUUUCCGUGAAGUCAAACCUGACGUCUUUGUCAAUAACCGCCUAAGCAUUCAAUUAUUGAGCACGAAUGGGCUUUCUGAUCUGGCUCUGCAUAUCACCGAUGAAGUCGCGAAAGCGGCUUCAAUGCUCGCAGAAACUCUAACCGAUCCUGAUAUGGGACCUUCCUAUUCCCCGAAUAAAACUCCUUUUAACAAGUACAGUGGAUAUCCAGGUACUAUGUUUGAAUACUUCGAGGGUAUUAAUACGGACACCGGAGGCGCGCAAGGUGCUCGAUUUGGUCGCGCCAUGAAAGGUUGGGGUCAAGGAAUUGCAGCGUUAUCUGUCGUAAAAGAGUAUCCUUGGGCUAAAUUACCUCCCGGGAGCAUCGUAGAUGAUCUCGGCGGAGGAGUUGGUUCAAUCACAAUGGAACUGUACAAGGCACACCCACACCUCCAGUAUAUUCUCCAAGACCUCCCGAAGGUGAUUUCUCGAGCAGAAAAUGAGACUUGGCCGGCGCAGGUGCCGCAGGCUCUUAAGGACCACAAGAUUGAAUUCGAACCAGUCGACUUCUUGAAAGAGACACCUGUUCCGGGUUGCGAUAUUUACUAUCUCAAGAACAUAAUUCACGACUGGCCGGACAAAGAAUGCAUUCAGAUCCUCUCAAAUGUUCGCGCAGUGAUGAAACCCGGGAGUCGCAUUCUCAUUCAGGAGUACGUUCUUCAACACACUACUUUAGAGGGUAUCAAUGCUGGGGUGAAGGUCGCGCCAGAUCCCCUAUUGCCGAACUAUGGGGAAGGCCGAAUUAACGCUUACAACCUUGACCUCGAUAUGAUGGUCAUGUUAAACAGCCAAGAACGGUACCAGGAAGAUUUUGCAAAACUCGGAGAAGAAGCCGGUCUCAAGAUCGUGAAAGUCUGGGACUUUGGGGAUACUGGUCUUGUUGAGUUUGCUAUCAAGGAUGAAGACAUUGGUAUGAACGGACAUGCCAAGGUAUCGGUGAACGGGAACUGAGUACUGAAGGUUGAAGCGCUGACAGGCUCAUUAUUACGACGAUGGAUGAUUCGAACAUGUUCGCGACUCUUUACAUGACUGAUUCAUCUACCAUUUACCAUUGAGCAUGAAACCGCCGAAGAUGGGCUUUCCGUAUGGUUAUAUCUCUCACAAGCCAUACACCGGUA